AUGAACUGCUGCCUUCAAGACCUGAGGAAUUGUAUAGGACUGCUGCCUUCAGACCUGAGACUGUAUAGACACGGCCCUUCAGACCUGAAGACUGUAUAGACUGCUGCCUUCAGACCUGAGACUGUAUAGACUUUUGCAUUCAGAUCUGAGACUGCUGCCUUCAAACCUGAGACUGUAUAGACUGCUGCCUUCAGACCUAGGACUGUAUAGACUGCUGCCUUCAGACCUAGGACUGUAUAGACUGCUGCCUAGCAUAUAAUUGUAAUGUGAACACUGAGACUGUAUAGACUGCUGCCUUCAGACCUUAGACUGUAUAGACUGCUGCCUUCAGACCUUAGACUGUAUAGACUGCUGCCUUCAGACCUGAGACUGUAUAGACUGCUGCCUUCAGACCUGAGACUGUAUAGACUGCUGCCUUCAGACCUGAGACUGUAUAGACUGCUGCCUUCAGACCUGAGACUGUAUAGACUGCUGCCUAGCAUAUAA
Molecule: messenger RNA, 486 nt
Organism: Coregonus sp. 'balchen'
Lineage: Eukaryota; Metazoa; Chordata; Actinopteri; Salmoniformes; Salmonidae
Source: the annotation of a GenBank genome assembly